Messenger RNA from Vespa velutina, 2789 nucleotides. RefSeq names its product 39S ribosomal protein L37, mitochondrial (gene mRpL37). Gene Ontology annotation, biological process: translation. Lineage: Eukaryota; Metazoa; Arthropoda; Insecta; Hymenoptera; Vespidae. The transcript is spliced from 8 exons. Gene Ontology annotation, cellular component: ribosome; mitochondrion. Gene Ontology annotation, molecular function: structural constituent of ribosome. Bases 543 to 1715 code for a protein of 390 amino acids. The record is from RefSeq and is a predicted model, not a curated record.
AUACUUAAGAUCAUUGAAAAAUAAUGAUACUUACUAUCGAUCUUUUCGCAUAACUAGUUUUAACAGCUUCUUGAAAUAAUUCAUCUUGAUCAAGAUCUUUAGUACUAUAAAUGGAUGGAUAAUCGUCAUAACCUGUAUAAAUGUCAUCAUCAAUAAUUCCAGCUGCAGCCAUUACGUAUAAUUACAAUUUUUUACCGAUAUUUUAAAUAUCACUAUUUAUUAUAUUUGAAAUUAUUAAUACUAUAUAUUAAAAAAUCUAAUGCAAAGAUUAGUAUAAAGUUACAAUAUAAGAUGGCGUCAAAUAUGAUGACUCUAGCGCACCUAUUGUUGAGAUACUAAGGAUUAGUGAUAUAAAAUGUAAUACUUAACCUUAUAUUCACUUAAAGACGUAUGUCUCCUACCGAAGACUGCUAUACUUACAUGAGAUAUAUAUGUAAAUUGUAUAAAUAAAUUGUAUAAAUAAUUAUACAAUAUAUUCUAUAUGUACUUAUAAAUAUAAUCUACGAGAAACAACAUAAUAUUUCUAUUUCAGAUAAAGCAAAAUGAAACUAACACAAGCAUUAAGGAAAUAUCAUUUGGGUAGAUUAAUUAGAAAAGUAUGGUUUGACCAGCGUGACAGAAAAAUUGUGGAGAAUAAUCUAGAAAGUAAAUUAUCAACACUGAACAUAAAAAUUAUAGAUCCCAUUGAUUUAAUUCAACCAAAGAAAGAGUUUGUAAAGAUAGAACCAGAAUAUAUUUAUAAACAAUUAAAGUUUGACAACACCCAUCCUGAUUGGAAAGAUAGAGCUUGUUUAAGCUAUAAGGAUCACAAUGUCUUACAACAUGGCGUAUCUCAAGCACAACUAUUAUUAAAAACUAUUCAUAUAAAAAAUGAACUUCCACAACAAAUUAAAGAAAAAGAGAUGGAUCUUUCAGAUGAUAUACAUCGUUUAGUUGAAAGAACAAUUUAUACGUCCGUUAUGUUUGAUGCACAUCAAGAGCUAUUACCAAAAAAAAAAGAUCCAAACAGACCAGCAUGGAAUUUUCCUAGAGAUUAUGGUGUGACAGAUAUAAGAAAAACGCACAAUUUAUUCAAGAAACUACUUCAAAUUUGUGAAUGUGUAUGUGGUCCAGAGAUUGUACGAACUCGUUCUAUUUUUCAUAACGGAAUUAUAAAUAUUUCAAUAGAAAAAGAAUUAAAUCUAUUGCAAUUUGCAUUAACAUUUGAUUUAACAAUUAUAUCAACAAAGCCUUUAACAAAGAUAGAAGAUCAAAAUGCUCAUACAGAAUUAGAUUUUCCAAGUAUAUAUCCAUUUUAUCCUACAGUUAGCUUGGAAAAAAUAAAUAUUUAUGGAAACGAAGAUUUAUAUCCUAUUGAGACAACAUCACCUUGGCCAAAUAUUCAUACCAUAUUUAUAAGUCACAAUCCAGAAGAAGUAAAAAAUCUUUCUGAGCUACCAGUAAUUGAAGAUCAAAUACAUGCACGUUCUUUGAUAAAAUCAUUUACUGCAGCAGCAGCUAAUGCACGUCAAAAAUAUGGACCCGAUAUUAAACAUUUACCAGAACCAAUAAUUGUGCAAUGUAUUCAAUCAAACGGAAAAAAUUUUCAUUUUUCAGUAUUUCAACUUAAUACUCUAGAUAUAAAUAAAAUAGAAGGUAUUAGAAAUUUCUGGUGGUCUAGUCCAACAUUACAGCUAUAUGAAAAGGCGUGUUAUGAGUAUUUAGAAGAGCUUUAAAAAGACUUGUUAUUGGGAUACUAACUUCAACCUCUUUAGGUUUUACUAAAAGUCGAUGAUCUUGUGAUGGCUUUAUUAAAUCUCCUGCAGAUGGAUAAGGUUUAGAAUAAAAAUAUAUAUGUUGCAGUGUCUAAAAUAUAAAAUAAUACAGGAUAGUAUAGUUAUAAAUUAAUGUUUUAAGAGAAACAAUAAUAUAAAAAUUAAUAUACUUCUUUAGCAGAAAGACGGUUUGAUGAAUUAUAUAUAAGAAUUUGUUUAAUUAAAUCAAUAGCUUCUGGUUCAGCAUCCUGUAUAAUGUUUUCCCACGUUGUACCUUUAUUAUAUGGAAAUGUAAUUUUAUUGUAAUCAGGUAAUGUAAUCAAUUCUGGCCAUGAUUCAACAGUAGGAGAUCCUAAAUAUUUUAAUACUAUUGCUAAUUGUUCAAUAUCUGUUUCUCCCUGCAAUUUAUCUAUAUGUAAAUUUAUAUAAAUUUAUAAAACAGAUCGACUUACUGGAAACAAAGGUGAAUUAUUAAGCAUUUCACCAAAAAUACAACCAACAGACCACAUAUCAAUAGCUGAUGUAUAAUAUCUUGCUCCAUACAAUAAUUCAGGGGCUCUGUACCAUCUUGUAGCAACUUGGUGAGAAUAUGGUUUAGAAAUAUCUUGCCACAUUAAUCUUCCCAAUCCAAAAUCAGCUAUUUUUAAAAUACCUUCAUUAUUUAUCAAUAAAUUAGCAGGUUUUAAAUCCUAUAGAAAAAGUAUUUCUUAUAAAACUACCAUAUUUAUUUCAAAGUUAUAUUUAAUAUAAACAAUGUACCCUGUGUAUUAUAUUUUUUCCAUGUACGUAUGCUAUACCCUCUAAAAGCAUUUUCAUAUAUAUUUUUAUUUGUGGUAUUGUUAAUGAAAUAUUAUUAUCUUUUAAUAUUUCCCAUAAUCCUGUAGGCAUAUACUCAAAAACCAUUAUAUAAUCUAAACCUAAUGGAAAAGUAUCUAAUAGUUCUAUGACCUGUAAUAAUACAACAAUCUACAUAUAAUGAUUUUAAAUAAUAAGUGUUAAUAUAAACUAAAAUAUAAAAAUGAAAAUAUUGUCAUA